CAGCAGAAGCAGCCGAGCCCAGCCGAGCCAGAGAUUCGUAAACAUCCCUAUCAGCAGCGCCACAUUGAGCGGCGGUGAACAGCAGCAGCAGCAGCAGCAGCAGCGGCGGCGGCGGCAUUGAAUUGGCAGCAUCAGCGUGUAGGCUCAGUCCACACUCCACAGUCAGCGCUCGCAUCGUCGCCGUAGCUCGCCAAACCUUGACUGACCGGAAGCAAGAGCGCAUGAGGCUUUAUCCAGCUGCAGUUCGUGCCCCCUGAAGCUGUCUCCAGUCGGCCUCGCGUCAGUGCCUGUGCAUAUAGCUAUAGACAUAGCUACAAGUGAAAACAAAGCAGUGAGUGUGCCCUCGCCGUAUAUCGAAUCGAACAGUCUCGCGCGGCACGAUAUAUAUGUUGUUGUGUGCGUCGUCGUGUUCGUGUAGCAGUGCAAACGGCGUGAAGUGUGCCGCAGCCGAGUUAGCUGCCGCCCGCCGCCUGCUAGCCGCCGCAGUCGCAGCAGUGCUGUGUACAUAUAAAUGGCGACUGACGAAAAAUGGUACUUCACGAAGGAACAGCUUGCAAAUACCCCGAGCAGAAAAUGCGGUAUCGACGCCGAUAAGGAGUUGAGCUACCGCCAGCAAGCGGCCAAUUUCAUCCAGGACAUGGGACAACGGCUCGUCGUAUCGCAACUAUGUAUCAAUACAGCGAUUGUAUAUAUGCACCGCUUCUACGUUUUCCACUCGUUAUCGCAGUUCCACAGGAACUCGAUAGCAGCGGCAGCUCUGUUUCUUGCAGCAAAGGUGGAGGAGCAACCAAGAAAGUUAGAACAUGUCAUCAAAGUGGCACAUAUGUGCCUUCACAGAGAUACACCCCCUCUUGACACAAAGUCUGAGCAAUAUUUGGAACAAGCUCAAGACUUGGUAUUCAAUGAAAAUGUUUUGCUGCAAACUCUAGGGUUUGACGUUGCUAUUGACCAUCCGCACACACAUGUUGUUAGGUGUUGUCACCUAGUGAAAGCAAGCAAGGACUUAGCCCAGACAUCAUACUUCAUGGCAUCUAACAGUUUGCAUUUGACGACAAUGUGUCUUCAAUAUAAACCGACCGUCGUAGCAUGUUUCUGUAUACACUUAGCGUGUAAAUGGUCAAACUGGGAAAUACCUCAAAGUAAUGAAGGGAAAUACUGGUUCUGGUAUGUCGACAAGUCAGUGACGUCCGAAUUAUUGGGACAACUCACUGGAGAAUUUUUGCACAUAUUCGAUAAGUGUCCUUCAAGGCUGAAGCGCAAAAUCCGGAGUAUAUCGGCAAACCAAAGCCCCAAUAUGAAUCACCCAGCGCUCUCCAAUUCACCAUUUGAUGCUGAACCACGUAAAGUGCAAUCUCCGGCAAAUGCUGAUGGUAGCCUCUCCUUCCAAUCAAGUCGACCGUUCCAUCCCGAUGUCAAAUCGGAGACCGAUGCUAGCAAAAGGCCCAGUUCGUCAAUGUCAGGUCGCUCAUCCGUUGACUACCGGGAGUAUCGCGAGAAAAAAGAGCGGGCGGAACGCGAGCGCGAGAAAACAUCUGCUGCCUCACACUCUUCGUCGAAUACCUCGCUCAACGCGGAUCCCAGCAAACACCAUUCGCACCACCACAAGCAAAGUUCAUCUGCUAACGUGCCUAGUAAGCAUUCAAGCUCAUCGUCCUCCUCGAGCAGCAUUAAACAAAAUGUGCACCACAACCACCACCAUAGUUCACGACAAGAUGUCAAAUCCUCCUCACAAAUAAUGCAGCAGAGGCAUUCUACAAGCGGUAGUAGUGGCAGCAGUCAACCUCGUGAUCCUAACAGGGACCGACAAAGAAUUCCUAGGGAGUACAACUCGUCAAGUAACACAAGCGGUGGAACCGUCUUCUCGCAUCAUAGCCUUGACAACUCACUCGAAUCUGCCCUCAACAACAUCUCUCAAGACUCGUCUACCGUCCACCCACCCGAAAAAUUAAGCAACAGUGUGCACAAGCCCCACGAUGGUCGUGGAAAUGACUUGAGGCACAACAGCAAACCUCAGCAGUCACAGCAGCAGAAGGAUGCAAAGCCUUACUCUAAGUACCCUGAUUCGGCGUCUGCGACGUCGAGAUCGUCCUCGGCCUCGUCUUCAAAGAAGCCGGAUAUUUUUGAGCAACGAAGCGAGGAAGUGCGUAAACUCAUAGAGAAGCCGCUGCCUCCUGUGAAGCCAAGAGCGGAGGUACAAAAAGAGGAGUAUGCGGCGAUGAUGCUUAAACAAUCGCAUCAUCCGUCCAAGUAUGGACAUCAGCCGGAAAAGCCGUUGCCUAAUGCCAAUUCUACGCAGUCAUCGGAGUCCAAGAUGUUAAACCUCGGCCAAACUGCGUUUAGCAUAGAGAAGUCGCCCAGCGCUCCUGUUUCAGCUUCUCAGAUCUCCCAAAAGUCCAUGUCGGUCUCUAAGAGCAGCAGCAGCAACAGCAAUCUACCAGUAAAAAAUGGUAGCUCAUCCUCAGCAUCCUCGUUAGGUCUUAUUAACAAUCUUGAUGACAUUAAGACGGAAAAGAAGCCAAGAGGGUAUCUGACUGCACCAGUUGGAGAUUCCGACAAUACCGGUUUGCAAAAUCCGCCUCCGCCACUCACAAAACACAGAUCGCUUUUUAGCCCCGAGAAGACGCCGACUCCAACGCCUGCAAGUUCGAGAGAAUCCUCUCACUCGCGAGCACUCAAACAAAAACAGAGGAGCUCACCGGCUGUGCCAAAGCAGGACUUGCCGUCUUUCACCAGUCCUAACGCCAUGCAGCUGACACCGGAACUGCCGCAUCUCAAGUCACAGAGGCUAUCGAACAGCGUCAAUACAAUGUCUACCUCCUUGCAAAAGCAACAUCGUACACAAAAUAAUGCCGAUACCGUCAGUCUAGAUCAAGAAUCGAAGCAGCAACUGCAGAUGCUCGAGGCGCACUCGCGCAGGUUCAUUUCGAGUUUCGAUUUGAAUGAACAGUCAUCCGGGUUGCCUGAUCUCAUGCAACCCGCCAAAGAUAACAAGAGUGUCACCGAUGUCAAGCCACCGCCAGAACUGGUAAAGUCAUUUGAGAAUACAGACCAGAUGCUAAUGUCCAAUCAGAGGCACAAGCCGCAACAACAGCAUCACGGUUUGAAUAAUGGCCUUGAUGGAGUCUCCGCAAAAGAAUACUCGACGAUAGAUCCAUCCAGCUUUCGUUUCAAUUCAGAGUUGCCAGAUGAACUUCUUAGUACUGAAAUGCCCUCAGACUUUAUGUUCAUGAAACCAGAACCUAAAAUGAGCGACUUCUUGUCGCUCCAAGACAAGGUACUGGAGAUAAGGCAGGAAAGCUUUUCUCCACUUAAAUCGGCGCAAAGCAUCAACGCCCUGUUGCAAGAGCCUCUAACACUUAUGCCCUCUCUGCUUCAUGAUCAGCAUCAGCAGACUCGUGAUGAUGACAAAUCAUCGCUACAAACACAACUACAGCAGCAGCAGCAGCAACAAGUACUUCCCGAGCUUCCUCUACCGUCGACCGUAGACAUGAGUGACCUGACUGGCCCUGUUCAGUGCAUGGUCGACAUUCCUGUGACAACCGCGACAGCGCCGAUCGUCCCCGUAGAGUCUGCACCAGCGGUUAGCACGGCGCCGGCGACGCAGGAGGAGAAGAAGUCUGAGCAUCGUAGCAAGAGCGAGAAGAAAAAAAAAGAAAAGAAGCACAAACACAAGGAGAAGGACAAGUCAAAAGACAAACACAAGCACAAGCACAAGGACAAAGACAAGGAGAAGGAGAAGCAUCAUCGUGAUAAGAGUGACAGGGAGAAAGACAAUAAGACUGAAGAGGGCAACGGCAGUGCAACGAGCGGGAAUCCUUCGCUCGGCGCCGUACCCAUCAAAAUCACUAUACCCAAGGACAAACUCAAUCUGAGCUGUGACUCUAUUGGCACCUCGUCCUCCUCAACAACCAGCAGUAGCCUCAAGAUUAAGAUACCGAAAGAGCGGUUGAAGGUCAACGAGGUCUCUCAGCAGCAACCGCAGAUGCAGUCGCAAAACAUGUUGCCCCAACAGGCUCCACUCAAGAUCAAGAUCCGGACUGACGCUCUGGCCAGGAGCACAAGCGAUCUACAAGAAAACAGCAGUAGAAAGCGCGAACGUGAAGUGACGGAAUCACCUAUUGGAGCGCCACCGGCCAAGAAACAGCAGCCGAUGCAGAUGCAACAACGUCCGAACGAGCGACAAAACGGCCGGCAUAACUCUUACGGUCCAGGAAGCACAGACAAGCCGGACCGAUAUUACGAAGCCGUCAAUGUUAAAACGGAUUCGGGUGAAGCCGUCGAGGGACUGACGAGGAAAUUUGUACCUACGAGCUACGGGUGAUCGAAUGACGUACACGUGAAACGGAACGUUCGAACGUCGACGAGAAACAGAGAAAAGACAGAGAGAAAAAGAGAUUACAAACAUAUAACGUUACUGUGACGUUAUAGUAAAACAAAGCAAAAGCAAACACACUUAGGAUUAAAAAAUGGUCGUCAGUCAAGUGAGGGGCGACGUACCUGGAGCUAAUCAGCAAUAAAUGUAUUUGCUCCAGAGGUCCACCCGCACUGAAAGUCAGCCCCGAGCAAGCAAGUGCAGUUGUGCUGCGUCUCUCCUGCCAGCUCCGUCUCUAUUGUUGUUCUGUUGUAUAGGAGUUAAACCGAUGAGAGCAAAGUUGCAAAGAAAAAGUUGUGUAUGAAUUAGAAGCAAACAAAUAAGAAAAGCGUACGACAUAUGCAUAUAUUUUGCGGGUGCAUUCCUUUACCUCUUCUAGAGGAGAAUAAGAGAGCGAGAGAUAGAUUUUGUGAGAGUAUGAAAGGGAACGAGUUUUGCCUUAUGUUGAUAUAGCUGCGCUAUUUUCGAUGUGUGAAAAUACGAUGCUCGUGUUGUGUAAUUUAACAAGAAAAGAAAAAAAGCUAAUACAUAAAGUAGAGGUUAGUGAGUACAAUUGAGCACAAGAGUAGCGAGAUACCGUAAAAGAAGGAAAAAGAAACAAAGUCAUUAAGUUUUAGGUGCAAAUGUUUUUUUUCUUCUGCUCGUUCUUAACGAUCGAUGUUAUGUUAAGAGUGUGCGGGAUGGCGGAAAUAACUAACGAUAAAUCCGAGAGUUUAAUACCAAAUGAGAGUUUUGUUAAAUAAAACAAGCUGAUAAUGUUUGUUUUUAAGUUCGUCUCCGGGUAUAUUUAUUAUAACUUUUUCUUUUGUUCUAAUUUCUAAUUUUCUUCCUCGUUUCAAGACGCGAGCGAAAUGACUUCUGUACUCGAUAGUCUUAAUACUUGCUGCGAGUAUUAAUUCUUCAUAGCAGAGGUGCCCCAUAUACAUGUUACUUACAAGUAGCCUGCGUAUUUUAUUAAGAAAAUAAACAACCAUCAACUGAACAAAGCGUUACGUAUUAGGUUGCGGUCAAGUAGUGAACAACUACAAGACGCAAAUGUCUUUGAAAGCAUCUUAAAAACUUAAACGAAUGUUUUAUUUCUCUGUACAUAGAUUCAUUUGUUUGUAUAAAUAUAAACGUGUGUAUAUAAGCAAACAUUAUUGUCAUUUGUAUCAAGAACUGAUUACCAUUCACACAAUUUAAAAGCCUGACGUUUUUAAGUAAUUAAAAAACAAGUGCAUCAUUUUUCUUUGUGGUUGCUAGGAAUAUUAUCUAUAACUUUCGACUUUUCGACUGACUGCAAAUGACUAUCACAAACCUAAAUAAAACUAAAUAUUAGAUAGAAAAAAAAUAUUUGUCUUGUUUUUCAUUCUCAAGGGAAAUUUUAUUCUGAGAUCAUGAUUGUUUGAAGAUCGUUUUUCAUUACAUUGAAAUCAUAGACCAUUGUUAUUUGGUCAAUGUUAACUUGAAAUUAUUAAUGACAAAUUUGUAUUUUUUAAAUUUUUAUUAAUCUUCAUUAAUAUCUCGUGAACAUAAAUAUUGUUUAAGCAUAUAUGAUACACUUUUCAGUCAUAAUUCUUUUUAGAGGCCUAUACAAAUAAAAAUGCAACGUUUUUAUUAUCCUUUUUGAUCGAUCAUUGUUAUAUUAUCCCAUUUUCUGCCUAAAGUGGCGACAGAAUUGUUAUAUUUAUAAGUAAUCGUAAAAAGCACUGUAAAUAGAAAUUUAAACAACGUAAGACGGAUUCACAUAUUGAAAAAUGAUAAAUCCAUGAAUAAGUGAAUACCAAUUCAAGUGUUACAAAUAGAUUGAAAAAGAAAAACUAAUGCAUUGUGAUUGAAUUACAUUUUUCACUGAUAACGGUAAAUAUCAAUGAGUAAAAAUAUUUUAAACUGUAAAUAAAAACUCAUGUAUAACCGAUGGCUGAAUAGAUGCCGUUUUUGCAAUUCACAGUGGAGAUAAAACAAUUAAACUACCUUUAUAGAAUUAUUUGUAAUUCUAAAAUGAUUUUUUCAUAAAAAUACGUACGUUAAGUAACAAAUUUUGCAUAAAAACACAAAAAAACUUGAAAAAAUGAAGUACGCGUAAUUAUACUCUUAAAAUCUUUCGGGUUUGUUACAAUACAUAUAGUGUUGGUGAAUUAAAAGGCAUAUGCAAAAAAUAAAAAGAAAAAAUGACGAGUGUGAUGGAGUAAGCGUAAGAAGUUUAGGCACUUAAAUAUAAAAACACACCAAUCACGUACCACUAUAUGUAAGCAUAUAUUCACACAGGAGGCGAUGACUUUUUACUUUUGCGAAUCUCGACAUCGGGAACACAGUGGGAAAGGAAAACAUGUAGUUUUGUUUGCCUUUGAUGAUUGCGCCGAACUAAUCGUAUAUAUGAAUACAUUAUGUAUAGAUAAAACAUGAAACAAGUCAAGAAGACAACUCGACCCACUCAUUACAGACGCAAAAACUUAAUAGCUGAUCUAAAGACAAGUGUCAAUGACAUAGAAAUCAACACUACGAAUUUCCCGGUUAAUCCCCAUCGCGGUUCGUCUUUGUCGCUGGCGUUGAUAUCUCUCGAGAUUUAUUUUCGUAAAUAUGAAGUAAAAGAGUAAAGAGAGAAAGAGAGAGAGAGAGAGAGAGAGAGAGAGAGAGAGAGAGCCACGAAGAAGAGCCGCAGAUGAGCGGAUUGCGCGGCGUUCGUCAAGUGUUCGUUUUAUCAUAAUGAGUAGAUUCUGUUGUGAUGAUGAAUUAUAACGAUGACGAUGGAUAAAAAAGCAAAAAGAAAAACAAACGAAAAAAUACUGUUCAAAACUGAAAGUUUUAAUAGCGAAUUUGUAUCUAGAAUACGAAUAAUCUAUCUAGCGAAUUGAAAUGCCAGUAAAGCCGCAGCUUCGUUGUAGUGAAGUGCCAACUGGACGGACUAGUUUUUAUUUAUAUUACCUCUUUCAAUUUAUAUUAUUUUAGUAAUUUUAUCUGUUUUUAUUUUCUUCUUCGUAUAUUUGCCUCUUUUUUCUUCUUUCUCGCGACUAAACGUAUGUCCAAGCGUACGUUGUUUACUACGUAUAGUUCAUUUUUCUUUAAUUUUUAAUUAACACGUAUUCAUACCGAAAUACUUGUUAAGGUGAAUAGUGUAAGAGGACAAGCUUGCACUUCGUGCAAGACACCGGCGCAAUACAUUAAUUGUGCUCGAUUGAUGUGCGAUCGGCUGUAAAAGCCGUGAAGGUGAAGUGACAAAAUAACGAAAAAAUAGUACUUUAUAGCAUAGUAGACUUAAUCGCCUCGAUCGACUCUUUGAACGUCGCAACUAGAAUUUUUAACGUAUACUCUUAUAAAGCGGACUGUUUCAAGUUUUUAUUACUCUUUCUUUUUGUACCUAUAGUCCGCAGUACGACUAGUUGAGUUAUUUGUGUAAAACCGCAUCAGGAUUUUAGUUUUUUUUUUUUUUUGUACACUGAGAAAACGUCCUACUGCCAUAUAGCCGGUGUAAAGGUCAGAGAGUCGUUCGAGCGUAAUAAUUUUGAUUAAACGAAAAGUUGUUAAAAAAUUGUACGACAAAAAAACUAAGAUUCAUUGUAAUUUUUCAUAAUGCAUGCUCGUUAUUUAAGUGUAAUUUUCGUCGCGAACGAUUCGCCGUGUACAACGUAUAUAACGUAUAGCGUUGUACAACCUUCAAAGGCUGCAAUAUUUUUCAUUCGGUUGUCGAAAUUUGUCGGUGAUCCGACGACUCCGAAAAUGUAAUUCAAUUGCAAUUUACGCGCAUUUGCCGGCUUGUUAACGGACUGUCGGUGGAUUAUUUCUUCUGAAAGGUUUCAAUGGGAAAGUAGAGUUACAGUUCUAAAACUGCCGACUUUUUAAGUAACGGAAAAUUUCUUUUGUUUUUAAUUCUCUGACUGGUGUGUGUCUCGAUGAUGGCAGAUACUUAAAUGAAGCAUUUACUAGAUCUCGAUCAGUAUAUACGUAACUGACAAAGCCAAUUAUUUUUUCUUUACCGCUCGCAGUUUACAUAGUUUAUUUAAAUUGUUUUUUGAUAUUCCGUUGGGUUUUACGAAAAAAAUUUUAUUUUUACAAUAUGUGCUUUUUAGAAAAAAUGUCCCAAACUAAAGAAGUGCAAUAAAAAAAGGGUGGGAAACGCGGCUCUCCACCGACGGUCCUUAACAGAAUUGCGCCUUCGAUAAGAGAAAAAAAUCUAAGAAAACAAAAACAAAUAAAAAAAAAAAUGCGUUUAACGAUGCGUUUUUUCGUGAUAUGCAUUGCAAAAUGUUAAAAAAAAUGCACAUAUACAUUUAAAAGAAAACUUGCGCGUGUGAGAGCGGAAACGAGUGAGAGAGGUGAUCGUGUGAGUGAAAGCGAGUAGUAUACACUGAGUGACUUUACUUUGGCCGAUUUCAGCGAACUUUGUGCGCGCGGAACAAGUGUGUCUACCAACGUCGGAGAUAAGCGGGCCAAAGCCUGUGAAAUGUAAAUAUAUAAAAAAUAAAAACGAGAGUGACGCGAUACGGGAGAAGAAACGAAUGAAAAAUUUGUCACAAAUUGCGCUUUGUGAACUAAAACACAAAAAAAAAAAAAGAAGAUUAUUGAAUAAAGGACACCGUGUUCUUGUUUGUUCCUCCAUUUGCUCAUGCCGCUAGGUAUAUCUGUAUCAUUAUGUACCUGUAAAUAUUAAUAAAUUAAUGAUAUACUCUGCAAAAA
Molecule: messenger RNA, 9025 nt
Organism: Nasonia vitripennis (jewel wasp)
Lineage: Eukaryota; Metazoa; Arthropoda; Insecta; Hymenoptera; Pteromalidae
Product: cyclin-T
Exons: 9
Coding region: 512-4321 (1269 amino acids)
Biological process (GO): regulation of transcription by RNA polymerase II; positive regulation of DNA-templated transcription, elongation
Cellular component (GO): nucleus; cyclin/CDK positive transcription elongation factor complex
Molecular function (GO): cyclin-dependent protein serine/threonine kinase activator activity
Source: RefSeq, a predicted model, not a curated record